AUGUUUAUGGGCAUACCAUACGGUAAAGUGAAUUAUAGUAACCCAUUUGGGACUUCUCUCUCGUACCCAGAUUUCGAAGACACAUUUCUAGCAAACGACGAUACGUCGAUUUGCGUACAAAAUCAACAGAGAACUAAAAAUGUCAUAGGUUCUUUAGACUGCCUACGAUUGAACAUAUACGUUCCUAAUUCAGCUAACACAAGAAACAAGCUGCCUGUCUUACUUUGGAUACAUGGCGACACGCCAGAAGUUCCAGGAAAUCAAGGCUUGAAGGACCAACUUCGUGCGAUACGAUGGGUUAAAGAAAACAUCGAAGCUUUCGGUGGAGAUGCUAAUAAAAUAACGAUUUUCGGGUCCAGCGCUGGCGGAGUUUCAGUUGAUUAUCAUUUAUUAUCGAAACAGGAGAAAUUAUUCGAUAAAGCUAUAACUCAGAGUGGAACUAGUCUAGUUCCUUUAGCUUUUAUUGACUCUCAUAGAGAUCUGCCUAUAAGAAUAGCUGAACAAUUAGGUGUAGAAAUCAACGAUAGUGAUAAAGCAAUUCAGUAUUUAUCAACACUAGACCCUGAAAUAGUUGUAGCAGUCACUAUCGAAUUGUCAAUUACACUUAGACCUUGUAUAGAAAAAGAAUUCGAAGGUGUUGAGAGUUUUAUAACAGAAUAUCCUAUUAAUGCACAAAUGCCUAAAGCAAAAGAUACUCCAAUUUUAGUUGGUUACAAUAAUUUAGAGAGAUUAUUUGAAUACGCAAAUAAACGCGAAGAUACUUACAACAAAAAUGUAUUUGAGGAUAAUUUAGCUCUAGCUUUCAAUACCAUAGAUCAAGACCAUGUUAAAUUAGUAAGGAAUUUCUACAUAGGAGAUGAAGAUGUUGGUGUAGACGUGAAAUAUAAUUUAGCUGAAUUCUACUCAGACUUUUCAUUCAUACAUCCGAUUCAUAGAAGUUUGCCUAAAUAUUUAGAGAAUGGGGCUAAAGUUUUUUACUACGUGUUCAAGUAUGCAGGUGGUAGGAACUUUGUUAAACUAAGAGAGAACAUAACUGGUCCUGGGGCAGUACAUUCCGAUGAAAAGGGAUAUUUAUUUGACAUGACUGUUCUAACCGAGACUCCCACGCCAGAAGACCAGGCUAUGAUCGAUAAAAUGACAACUAUGUGGACUAAUUUCGUUAAACAUGGAGAUCCUACUCCUGAGACCACAGAACUUCUUCCAGUAAAAUGGAUUCCUAUCUCAAAAGAUGCAUUGAACUAUUUAGAGAUAGAUAAACAACAAACAUUGAAGAAACGACCCAAACAGACACAGAUGGCAUUUUGGGACUUAUAUUAUAAAAUUAACAAGCAGCAUUUAAAGGGUUACAGAAGUACUGAUUUUAAUUAA
Messenger RNA from Papilio machaon (common yellow swallowtail), 1368 nucleotides. Its product is annotated as esterase FE4-like. The record is from RefSeq and is a predicted model, not a curated record. NCBI's taxonomy places the organism in Eukaryota, Metazoa, Arthropoda, Insecta, Lepidoptera, Papilionidae. The transcript is spliced from 4 exons. The coding region runs from base 1 to 1368 and encodes 455 amino acids.